AUGCUUGGAGGUGGAUGGCCAGGUGAACUGAUUAGCCCAGUAGGAUUGAAAAGAAAUCAUUGGUGGGAUGGAGAUAAUCCAGGUUAUACAAACCUAUUGCCCAAUCAAUCUAUUGUAAGCAGCUCGGAUAAAAAUAAUAUCAAUGUCAAUGAUUUUAUUUUUUAUCAUCCAUGGGAAGGUGAUGGAAUGCUCUGCUUCAAAAAAAUUAUUCUUUACAGACAAAGUAGCAUCGUCGGAGAAUGGGAUACUUAUAAAGGAAGCAAUUGA
Molecule: messenger RNA, 267 nt
Organism: Adineta steineri
Lineage: Eukaryota; Metazoa; Rotifera; Eurotatoria; Adinetida; Adinetidae
Source: the annotation of a GenBank genome assembly